AUGGCAAAGUACGAGGCGUUCGUGCUGACGGCCGCCAAGUGCGAACCAGUUUUGUGCAGUGAGCGAACGAGGGAAACCGUGCUGUUUCUGCGUACCCCAUCGAAGGUGCCCGUUGCUUCGUUGUUUAGCGUCCAGGUUCCUGUUGUACCUCCUGAGUCCAUCGAACUGUACAAACGUACGGUCGAACUUCCUCGAAAGAUUUUUGACUCUGAACUUACGGCCAACAUUUCGUUUACCUACCGUAAAUUUGGAUAUUCAUUGACACUGCCCGGUGCACGUCUGAUGUGUUAA
Soboliphyme baturini is the source of this 291-nucleotide messenger RNA. NCBI's taxonomy places the organism in Eukaryota, Metazoa, Nematoda, Enoplea, Dioctophymatida, Soboliphymatidae. The record is from the annotation of a GenBank genome assembly.